AUGUAUAAGGCUAUUGCAGAAGAAAAAAGGGUGCAGGAUAGUUGUGAUUCUAAUAAUUCAGGGGAUUCCAGUGAUAAAGAUGUGGAGUUGGAUGAGGUAAGUUCAAGGGAGAAUAUGAGUGGCAGUGCUGGAAAUAGUGGAGGGCUUAUUACUAUGUGGGAUGCUACUGUUCUGGAGUUGUUGGAUAAGAGAGUGGGUCUCAACUCAAUCUCUUGCCUGUUUAAGUAUAGAAGUAAUGGAUUCAAAUUCAUUCCUACGAAUGCCUAUUCGCCGUGUGACGACAAUUUGAGGGAGGAUUUUUGGAGUGAUCUUGCUGAAAUAAGAAAUUGGAGUUUGGAACCUUGGUGCUUUGUUGGUGAAUUAAACUCUGUACGAAGUGAUGCAGAGAGAAACAAGAGUUGUGGUGAUGCUAGAAAUAUAGGCUAUCUUAAUGAGUUUAUUUUCGAACAGGAGAUGAUAGAUUUUCCUCUUAAUGGUAGUUCUUAUACCUGGAGGAACAAGCAAGACGACCCGUUGUUAUGCAGACUUGACAGUUAUCGUCUAGUGUUAAGGCCAAUUAUAGUUUUAAAAUGGCUCAAACAUCCGGAUUUUGUUAAGUCAGUGGAGCAGUGGUGGAAGGAUUUGGUUUUUGUAGGUAUGCCUGGUUAUAUUCUCUUUUGUGAGCUUCAAAAUUUGAAGUACUUUAUUAAGAAUUGGAGUAAGGAAGUUUUUGGUAAUGUGAAAAAGGAGGAGAAUGACCUGACUGAAAAGAUUAAAUCUUUAAAUCUGUUAGAGGAAAGUGUUGCUUUAUCUUCUAUUCAACUAGAGGAAAGAGCUAAUGUUUUGGUGAAACUAAAUAACGUUAAGGUUAAUAGAGCAAGGAGUGCGUUCCAGAGAGCAAAGGUGAAGGGAUUCAAGGAGGGAGACAAAAAUACAAGGUACUUCAAUAAGAUUGCUAAUGCGAAAAGAAGAAGAAAUUGUAUUACUAAAUUGGAGGUGGCAGGCGUAGAUGUUUUCAAUCAGGAGAUCAUUAAAAGGGAGAUUCAACAAUAUUCUUCUUCUUUAUUUACUGCUUCUUCUUCGGUUAAUCCUUCUUUUGAAAAUAUGGCUUUUAAGAGUAUUGAUGACUCUCAAAAAGUGUGGCUUGAGAGACCUUUUGAUGAAGAGAAGGUGAUGGAGGAUAUCAAGAAGUGUGGCGCCAAUAAGGCACCUGGACCAGAUGGGUAUAACCUUGAGUUAUAUAAAGCUUGUUGGGGAUUUACGAAGCAUGAUGUCAUGGCAGUAGUCAAUGCAUUUCACAACAAAGGUUAG
This is a messenger RNA of Papaver somniferum (opium poppy), 1290 nucleotides long. RefSeq lists its product as uncharacterized. The coding region runs from base 1 to 1290 and encodes 429 amino acids. NCBI's taxonomy places the organism in Eukaryota, Viridiplantae, Streptophyta, Magnoliopsida, Ranunculales, Papaveraceae. The record is from RefSeq and is a predicted model, not a curated record. The transcript is spliced from 3 exons.